GUCCAGGAAGUAAAUGUCCGGUUCAGCCUGCAGGAUACUAAAAGAAGUCGGAGCGGUAAAUACGCGUCACAUUCAGCAUUUGAGCAGCUUUCGUUAAUCCUCCAUAAGGGACACAAAGCCGUGACUUUGCGACAAGUCCUCUGCGUCCACUUUUACGGAUCGCAGAGUUGGUCAGCCUGCCAGCUGUGUGUAGUGAAGCAACCAAUCACCUAUCGACAAUUAUGGUGGACACCACACUGACUCAAGUGGAAAGAAAUCUGAGUGAAGCCAUGAGGAUCCUGGGCGACGGACAGAGUGAGCCGGAGGCACUGACAGAGAGGCAGCGUUUCAGCAGAACCAGCAUCCCUGGACCACUUCAGGGAGAUGGUCAGGAUGUUGCCACUAUACUGCGCCUAGUUCACAACCUCAUUCAUGAAGAGGAGGAGGAAGAGGACCAGCCCAGUCAGAAUAGGAUGCAGAAUGUGGGUGAACAAGGUCAGAUGGCAUUGCUGGGUCACAGCCUGGCAGCCUACAUCUCAGUGAUGGACAGAGAGCAACUGCGAAAGCUAACCACCCGGAUCCAGUCUGACACCACGCUGUGGCUCUGCAGGCUCUUCAGGUAUGAGAAUGGGUCUACCUGUUUUCAUGAGGACGACAGGGAUGGCCUUGUAAAAGUGUGUCGGCUAGUCAUCAACGCCCGGUAUGAAGAAUAUGCCUCUGAGGGUUACGUGGUUCUAAACACCAAGCAGCCAAUCAUCUAUCAGAGUGCCUCCUGCAGGCCUGGUCUGGGACAGCACCUGUGCAGCCAGCUUGGCCUGCCUCUCUCCAGUUUGUGCACAGUACCAUGCAACACCAUCUUUGGAUCCCAGCACCAAAUGGAUGUUGCCCUGUUGGAAAAACUCAUCAAAGAGGACAUAGAUGCUGGGAAGCUUCCUUUGCUGCUGAUUGCCAAUGCAGGUACCCCUGGAGCAGGCCACACAGACAAGUUAGGUCGACUGAAGGAACUGUGUGAUCAGUACAACUUGUGGCUUCAUGUAGAAGGGGUUAACCUGGCAACCCUGGCACUGGGUCAGGUCACCUCUUCUAUCUUGGCAGCCACCAGAAGUGACAGUAUGACACUGACACCAGGCCAGUGGCUGGGGCUGCCUGCUGUGACUGCUGUCACCCUCUACAGGCAUGAAGACCCUGCACUGUCUCUGGCAGCAGGUUUAACCUCCAGCCACCCUGUGGAGAAGCUGCGUGCACUACCUCUCUGGCUCUCCCUGCAGUACCUAGGUCACAAUGGGAUUGUUCAGAAGAUCAGACACGCUACCACUCUGAGCCAGCAGCUCCUACAGAAACUAAAGUCUCUGGCCUGUAUCAGAACAGCGGUCGAAGAUGAACAGAAUUCUCCUGUGGUGCUGUUCAGGUUUUCCCAGGAAACAAGUGCUGCAUCCGGUGGAGGUUCAGUGGAAGUUUUCUGUGCUGGAGAGAAAGAAGUUCUUGAUGCCUUCAACAGAUGGCUGGGUGAAGAGCUGGCCCAGCUGGUUCCUGGCAGUGGAGUAGAUGUGGUGGAGCUCGAAGAUGAGGGUACCUGUGUUCGCUUCAGCCCCCUCCUGACAGCUGCAGUGCUAGGGACCCAGCAGGAGGAUGUUGAGUCCCUAGUGGACAAGCUGACAGAGCUGGUACCUGUGAUGAGCUCCACAAUGUCCCUCAGACAGGACUUCAGAGAGGAAACACACCGACAUUCACCCUCACUCAGAUACAUAGAGGAGCUCAGCUGGUCUGGCCUGGGAGUUAUCCGGUAUGAGCCACAGGCUGAUGGAGUGGAUGAGGGCAGGAAGGAGCAGGAGAAAAUUAACACUGAGCUACUCAAGAAACUGCAGGAUCUUGACACUGACAUCAUCUUUUCCACUGGCCCUGAGGUGGGGACGGAGCAGAGCUGCAUCUUUGUGGGUAUGGUGACGGACGACGUUGAUGUUUCAGACCUGGUGGAUACGAUAGCUGCCAUGGGGAGGGACAUAGAGGAGAGCGGGAAGCUGCUGCAGAACAUGACAGAGGUGGUGAGGAAAGGCAUCCUGGAGGCCGAGCUGCAGCUGCAAAAGGCCAAUGAGGAGAAACUCCUGGAGGAGGGGAUGCUGAGACAGCUUCCUCUGGUUGGCUCCAUGUUAAACUGGUUCUCUCCGGUCCAAAGCUCCAUAAAGGGGAAGACCUUCAAUCUGGCUGCAGGUUCUCUGGAUUCCACAGAAGUGACUUACUCCACCAAAGCCCAAGCAGGCAGGCCAUCCCCACAAGACACUCUCCCCUCUUCAUCAAAGAGAUCCCCGGGUCAGAGGUUAUUCCGGCGCACAGGCGUGAGCACAGACACCAUCAGUGAAACCAGCUCCACACAGGCUGAGGAGGCGACCGUGGAGGAAAAUCCUGCUGGCAGCAUCCACCCUCCAACCUCUCCACCUGUACCAGAGACACUACAUCACACCACAAGUGAUGUGAUCCCAGAGAAAAUCCAGAUGUCUUCUGAAGUAGAGGCCUCUGAGGAGUGCCGCCCUGAAGGCCAACAGGUGGAAGGGAGCACAAGAUAGGAUGACUGUUUCUGCAGGUUUCCUCCAACCAUCUAAGAGCAACCAGCCUAACAGAUGUUCAAAAAAGGUGUAUUACAACCCCAGUUCCAAAAAUGUUGGAGUCCUGUGUAAAUGAAAACAGAAUGCAGUGAUUUGCAAAUCUCAAACCCACAGUUUCAUCACAAGAGAACAAAUGAAAUGUUUAAACUGAGAAAAUGUACCAUUUUAAGAAAAAUAUUACUCUUUUAAUUUAGUGGCAGCAACAUGGCUCAAAAGUUGGGAUGUGGGCAAAAAAGGUACUAAAACAGCUGAAGGAACAUUUUGUAACUAAUUAACUGGCAACAGGUCAGCAGCAUGAUUGGGUGUAAAAAAGAGCAUCUUAGAGUGGCAGUUUUUCACAAGUAAAGAUGGGUAGCAGUUCUGCAAAAAACAGCAUCUACAAAUUGUGGAGCAGUUUUAGAAUCCUGCUCCUCAUUUUGAACAUCUCAUCUAUAGUACAUAAUAUCAAAAGAUUCUGAGAAUACACAGCGGGAAGCACGGCCCUACUCUCCCAGCGUCUGAGAUGUGUUGCUGCCAUCAAAUUCAAAAUGACUAUUUUUUUUAAAUGGUACAUUUUCUCAUUUUUAAACAUCUGUUUUAUUUGGAAAUUACACAAACAACACAGAGAGACAUCCAGCUCUGUCACACAUCUGGAGUGCUGUUGGAUCACAGAGCAGAGGAGCAGCCUUAUUACACAUGUUUGGAGCUUUGAAUUCAUUCAGGUGGUUAAAACAUUUAUCAGAACACUCAAAUGUAAAUCAAGCAGCUUAAAUUCAUUUAGUUUUGAUUCUUCGCUGUAACUGGUCGGCACAAAUAAUGUUUAUGUAACUUCCUCACUUCUCUCCAAUAAAUAAGUCUGUAUAAAAUGA
Archocentrus centrarchus (flier cichlid) is the source of this 3427-nucleotide messenger RNA. RefSeq names its product pyridoxal-dependent decarboxylase domain containing 1 (gene pdxdc1). The record is from RefSeq and is a predicted model, not a curated record. The coding region runs from base 222 to 2540 and encodes 772 amino acids. Gene Ontology annotation, biological process: carboxylic acid metabolic process. Gene Ontology annotation, cellular component: intracellular membrane-bounded organelle. Gene Ontology annotation, molecular function: pyridoxal phosphate binding; carbon-carbon lyase activity. The transcript is spliced from 23 exons. NCBI's taxonomy places the organism in Eukaryota, Metazoa, Chordata, Actinopteri, Cichliformes, Cichlidae.